This is a messenger RNA of Neurospora crassa OR74A, 2793 nucleotides long. RefSeq names its product thiol methyltransferase. The record is from RefSeq and is a predicted model, not a curated record. The transcript has 2 exons. NCBI's taxonomy places the organism in Eukaryota, Fungi, Ascomycota, Sordariomycetes, Sordariales, Sordariaceae. Bases 243 to 1163 code for a protein of 306 amino acids. Gene Ontology annotation, molecular function: thiopurine S-methyltransferase activity.
AGCAUUUGCAUCAUGUGACUGCUGGGAUCUGGAUACUUUAUUUAUUGAUUACGCAAUGGUUUGUAUGCAUGAAAGCAAGUACACUCAGCUGUUCUGCAUUUAUCGAUGGCCACUCUGCCCACUUCUUGUCAUUGAACGUGAGGCAUCGCAAGAAUCUUGACCUAGGUAUUUGGGAUCAUUCUCUGAUACCUGCAGUUUAUGUAAUCUGCAGCACAACGAAUAGACGCGUCAUCUAGCUCAUCAUGGCAAGCGAUCCCCAGCCCCCACUGAACAAGUCAAGCGCCGACGAACAGGCCAUCCAAAGCCAAUUCCAUCGCCUCCGCUCGCUCUUCAAAGACUCGGACUACUCCACACACCCUGAACGCUGGGACACGCUAUGGAAGGAAUCCUUCACCCCCUGGGACCGCGGCGGGCCCAGCCAAGCCCUCGAUGAAGUCCUGUCCCUCCACCGCGAGCUCUUCCCCAAUGCCCCAAGUACGGCUCAUGAUUGGGACAAGUCAAAACCCAAAGCUUUAGUGGCCGGCUGUGGGAGAGGCCACGACGUGCUACUCCUGUCUGCACAUGGGUAUGACGUCUACGGACUUGACUCAUCCGUGACAAGCAUAGAGGAGGCUAAGAAGAACGAGAAACGGGUGGCGGAAGAGGAUGCAGAGGGCAAGUGGAAGGAGAUGUAUGCGCCGAAGAGGGAGCUAGGCGUCACGACAAAGGGCAGGGUGAUGUGGGUGACGGGAGACUUUUUCGAGGACGACUGGGUGAAUGAUUCGGGAUAUGGAAAGGUGAAGACUGGGUUUGAUCUCAUUUUUGACUAUACGUUCUUUUGCGCCCUUCCGCCUGAAGCACGCCCACAAUGGGCCAAGAGAUUGUCCGAUCUUCUCAACCCCGACGGCGGAAGAUUAGUUUGCCUCGAGUGGCCACUUGACAAGGACCCCAUGACCGGCGGCCCGCCUUGGGGUGUGUCGGGCGACCUGUAUCUUGCCCAUCUUGGGCAUCCGGGUCAGUUGUUGCAAUAUGACGACAAGGGACAGGUAGUGGACGGAAGCGCGGAUACAACACCGGUUGCUCUCAAACGGCUGGCACGUACACAGCCUGCAUGCACACACAAGGCUGGGUACGACAACCAAGGAAACGUGGUUGACCGUGUUUCGGUCUGGAGCCACCAGUAAGGGUGGUCAGGGGAACCCUUUUCGGUUACAGUUACUUUGUGUGUGUGCGAAAGAGCAACCUAGCAACAGGGAGAGUAGCACUUUUAUCGUUUGUUUGAUAACUCGCCUUUUGGCAAAUCAUGGUCUCAAACAGCUGCUUUGCGUAGCGAGUUGAAGUGUUCUCCAAGGCCAUAUCCAUGACGAUAGUACGCCAACCACAGGACCUUCAGCUCCUCCUUGUCCCCGUUGCUCUCCCCAUUUGCGACAGCGUUGGGUUGUAUCACCUCCGUCCGACCGUCUUGCACCACCCUGAUCUCCACGUUAUACGCGUUUGCCAGCGCCGUCAGCUCCAGCUGUCCACCCCACUCUGCUGUGUCUCGUAUCUUGGCCACGUAGGUCUCGAAGGGCUCCUCGAGAAAAGGCGCAAAAUCGUCCGUGUGUUUCUCCAUGUAGUCAACCGCCACAUGACGCACGAUCCUAUAAGGCGGCAGCUUCUCUUGUGUUUGGGCUCCCUUGUUUGCGGACAAGGCCCCAUCUACUGGGAGCCCGUGGACAGCAAGCUGGUCUGCCACUGCGGAGAAGAGGCAAUGCCCAUCGGGUUCGAUAUCCUUCUCUUCCAAAGAAUGCGCCUUGAAUUCGCGCAACAUAUAUGCCUUUUCGAUACCGCGAUGGUCCACCAUGCUCGAGGCCUCUUGCUCGGCUGCUGCCGAAGCAGCUUCUACUUCCGCUUGGCGACGGGCGAGACGCUCCUUCUGGCGGUUUCGUUUCUUUCCUCCGCCGCUGGAGGACUGCUCUACCGGAGGAGGGGGCCUUGUAUUACUCGACUGUUCUGAGACGGUGGUCUUCUGUAGCUUCUCGGUCACAUCGUUGACUGUUGGUUCUUCGACGUCUUGCUCUUCCUCAAGCUCCUGGGCCUGCUCGUCGUUGUCGUCAUUGUCGUCACCUCCUUGCAGCUUCCUGAGCUCCUCCUCUUGUCUCGCUUUGAGUUCGAGCUCCAAUUGGGCGCAUUCAUCAUUGACGCCCUUGCGUGUCUUCUUAGUCGCGUUCUUCUUCUUGUUUGUGAUGCGUGACACAAGGUCUCUUUGCUCCUUGCGAUGCCGAGCUUGCAUUUGUUCGAGGGUUUCGGACUCCAUGCUUGCUUGCUCUUGUAGGACCUAUUAAGCUUAAAGGAAUAGUGGCAAUUUCAGGCGAGUUGAAGGUAGCCCGAGAGGAGACUCAAAUGACUCGUGCAGUUAGCCGUAGUCUCAAAUGUGUUGUGGUUGCGAAGAGUGAAGGGAGGGCGAGGAAGCAAUCUCGACAAACACUCGACGUAGAAGUCGUACGCGAGUGGGCCAGUGGCGGGGCAGCUCAUAGUACAGCUUUAACCCUAACCCCGCUUACUGCACCAAGAGGGGUAGCACGCUGUGGGGUAACUCAGGCACCGACCGACCGAUCUGUACAAAGUACGGAUUGCGAGAACGUUCGAUGCAAGCACAACCAGCCUCAUAAAGAAAUAUUAGACGAAUUGUUCUCAAGCCAAACCACUGCGCCGUUGGUAUAGUGGUUAGCAUACUCGCUUCCCAAGAAAUCCUCUAAUUAGCGAGUGACCCGAGUUCGAAUCUCGGACGGCGCACAUCUUUUUGCCUUUUUCUCGUUCCAUUUCCAAGUCUUG